GCACAGUGAGAGGGAACCAAAACUAGUCAAGUUGUGACUCUACACGGUGCCAUUUCUGAUUGCUAUCUUUCAAAACACUUCUUUUUCCUGUGCCCUUCAGGAGAUUAUAAUAGCUUGCAGUUCAGUCUCUAAGGGCUUUCCUAAUUGAUCUUUCUCCUCAAACAAAAUAAGCAGUGAUCCCUGCAUUUCUGAAGAAGACCUCAAGAUCUGGACUUGUGGGGAAUUUCAGCAAGACAGACCUUGAGAGAUGGAGACAGAAUGCAAGAGAAUUCUUCUGCUGAAAGGGCUUCAGCCCCUCAACGACGACCAGUUUAGCAUGGUUAAGUCCCUGCUGGACUCUGAUUUGGGACUGACUUCAAAAAUGAAAGAAGACUAUACCAAGGUCAAGAUUGCUGACAUGAUGCACAAGAAGUUCCGGGGGAUUCUCUGUGUGAACAAACUCCUGAUGCUGCUCAAAGACAUAGAAGGACUAGAAGACACUGUGAAAACUAUUAAAAAUGAGAAGAGAAAAGUUAUGAAGAAGUACAAAACUCAGGGACUGGCUCCAGUGAAGAAAAGAAAGCAGGAGGCGUCCAGUACUGAUGAAUCGACAUCCACCGCAAACAAGGCUUCACGGCCACUGGAUGAUACACUUGUGUCGAAGAAAAGGAAAACUAAAACCACAGGCACCAAUAAAUCUAACAAGACACAGCCAACGUCGGAAUGGGGUCAGCUUGGACAACCUGCAGUCACAGGUGCCCUGUCACCUGCAAGCUUCUCUCAGCCUCCUCAGAUGCCUCCACCAACCCCGGGCUGCAGUUUCUCGACCAAGAAAAUGGAAACCCAAACCAUAAAAACUGAAAAAUUUGAGAUGAUGCAGCCAAUGCCGGAAUGGGGUCAGCUUGGACAACCUUCCAUCACAGGUGCCCUGUCACCUGGGUCCUUCUCUCAGCCUCCUUGGAUGCCUCCAUCAACGCCAGGCAGCAGUUUCUCGACCAAGAAACCAAGAUUGAAGUCUGUACCUACAAAAGCUUCCAGAGAAGAGGGUUUACAGAAAUGUGCCAAGGAAGUGAUGGUGCUGAAAGCCACAGAGCCAUUCGCAUAUGACAUCACAGACGAGGAGAGAAAGAUGUUUCACGCCACUGUGGUUACUGAGAGCCAGUUCUUUCGAGUGAAGGUUUUUCAUGUCGGCCUGAAGGACAAGUUCAUACCAAAGAGAGUCAUCACCUUAGCAGAUUAUAUUGGCCGCAACGGGUUCCUGGAGGUGUACAAUGUCUCUUCUGUGUCUGAUGUCAGUGCUGACCGAAAGAUGGAGGUCUCAAGCAGACUGAUCCAAAAUGCAAAUGCAACUCCUAAAAUCAAGGAGCUUCGCUCGGAAGAGCCAGGAACAUUUGUGAGUGGGGUGUAUCAGGUGCAUAAGAAAAUGGUGUUGGAUCAAUGCAUCACUUUGUAUGAAAUACAAGAUGAUACGGGGACGAUGGACGUCUUGGUGUAUGGACGACUGACCAAAGUCAACUGUGAGGAAGGCGAUAAACUCACACUCAUCUGCUUUGAACUAAGUGGGGAUCCAAGACAGCUGAGAUCUGUAACUCACAGCUUCAUCAAGACUCACACCCUCCUCCCACCUGUCUUCCCCGUGAGAACCAUCCCUUCAACUCUUGGCAUUGAGUACACCUGUCCUUCCUCUCUCUCCUGCCCUUCCACGUGCACUCAUGCUGUGGGUCAUCAAGCCCAGGAAAAACAAGAAACAACAACUCAACCCUGAUUUGUACAUGAAAACCCCAGCAUAAUGUCCUUCCAAAAACCUGGAUGCCAAUACCGAUGCACAUGGAAAUAAAAUCCAAAUACAGAAAAGCUAUAUAUGUACAUGAUAGAAAUUCAGUGAUAGGUAUACCAGCUGUUAAUUCUAGGAAACAGAGUGUUAAUGGAUACUUUUAUUUUCUUUUUAUAUUUUUCUGUGCCACCCUAAUGCCAUAUUUUGCAUGUAUAAUUUUUAUAAUUUGGGAAAAAAUAAACUUUUUUUGCUAAAGGA
This is a messenger RNA of Herpailurus yagouaroundi (jaguarundi), 2011 nucleotides long. Its product is annotated as interferon-activable protein 203-like. The coding region runs from base 248 to 1744 and encodes 498 amino acids. The transcript has 9 exons. Gene Ontology annotation, molecular function: double-stranded DNA binding. Lineage: Eukaryota; Metazoa; Chordata; Mammalia; Carnivora; Felidae. Gene Ontology annotation, cellular component: nucleoplasm; cytosol. Gene Ontology annotation, biological process: cellular response to interferon-beta; activation of innate immune response. The record is from RefSeq and is a predicted model, not a curated record.